This is a messenger RNA of Hibiscus syriacus, 376 nucleotides long. Its product is annotated as protein IWS1 homolog 1-like. Gene Ontology annotation, biological process: regulation of DNA-templated transcription elongation; brassinosteroid mediated signaling pathway. The record is from RefSeq and is a predicted model, not a curated record. NCBI's taxonomy places the organism in Eukaryota, Viridiplantae, Streptophyta, Magnoliopsida, Malvales, Malvaceae. Bases 5 to 376 code for a protein of 123 amino acids. The transcript is spliced from 4 exons.
AGACAUGAGAAAUGUUGAUGAUGAUAGAUUUCCAAUGCGAAGGCCACCCGUAAAGAGGCCUGUAAAUAGAGCUGCAUCAAUGGAAUCUAGAGAUGGUGAUUUUGAUUUGGAUAUUUCUCGGGACCACAAGUCUGGUCGAUUAUCAUCAGGCCAAAAUGCUUCCAGGUCUGAAUCUUCUUCAAGGGUACAUGCUUCAAGGCCAGAUGCAACACCAUUGGAUUUUGUUGUGCGUCCCCAGUCUAAGAUUGACCCAGAUGAAAUUAGAGCUCGUGCAAAACAAGUUGUACAGCAGCGUCGUUUAAAGAUGAAUAAAAAGUUGCAGCAGUUGAAAGCCCCCCCCCCCCAAAAAAAAGCAACUGCUGGCGACGAAACUUAG